GCCCUCUGAAGUUGGGGUCCCAUGUGCAGCGGCGAGGGGCCCCGCUGGCGCUGGGGGCGCGGUGCCCCCAGCCCCACGCUCCUCCUGAGCCUGCUGGCGUCUGCAGCCCUGCUCGGCCUGCUGCGGGGCGAGACCCGCCAGGUGUCUCUGGAGGUCAUCCCGGACUGGCAGGGCCCCCCCCAGAACCUGCUACACAUCCGGGCGGUGGGCGCCAACUCUACGCUGCACUACGUGUGGAGCAGCACAGGGCCCCCGGCAGCCCUGCUGGUGGCCACCGACACCCCCCACAGCACCCUGGCCGUCAACUGGAGCCGCCUGCUGUCCCCGGAGCCGGACGGGGGACUCACCGUGCUCCCCAUGGACAGCGUCCGGUUCUCUUCUGCCGUUGUCUUCACCAGGCUGUUUGAAUUUGACGACACCAACACAUCGGAGGCGUCCACCAAGCCUCCCGGAAAACCGCAUCCCCCGUAUUCCCUGGCCGAGUUCUCCUGGGACAACAUCACCGACUCUCUGGACCCUGCCACCCUGACUGCCACGUUUCGAGGCCACCCCAUUCGUGACCCCACCAGGGCUUUUGCCAACGGCAGCCUGGCCUUCAGGGUGCAGGCCUUUCCUGGCUCCGGCCGGCCAGCCCAGGCCCCGCGCCUCCUGCAUUCGGCGGACACCUGCCAGCUCGAGGUGUCCCUGGUUGGGGCCGCUCCCCGGGGAGAGCAUUCCCUGUUUGGGCUGGAGCUAGUCACCCUGGGCCAGGGCCCCGACUGCCCGUCUGUGCGAGAGCAGCGCUCCAUCGAUGACGAGUACACGCCUGCUGUCUUCCAGUUGGACCAGCUGCUGUGGGGAUCCCCCCCAUCGGGCUUCAUGCAGUGGCGGCCAGUGGCUUUCUCCCAGAGGCAGAGGGGCCGGGAUUCGGCCCUGCCCUGCCAAGCCUCCCCACUGCGCCCCACCUCGGAGUACCCUCUCCCACAGUCCCCCAUUGUCCGAGCCUUCUUUGGGUCCCAGACCAACUUCUGUGCCUUCAAUCUGACCUUUGGGACUUCCACAGGCCCCGGCUACUGGGACGAACGCUACCUCAGCUGGUCAAUGCUUCUGGGCAUGGGCACUCCUCCGAUGGACAGCUUGUCCCCGCUCAUCUUGGGCAUCAUGGCGGUGGCCCUGGGGGCCCCGGGGCUCAUGUUGCUGGCAGGAGGCCUGUUUCUGCUGCUGGGCCACAAGCAGUGCUCCGAAUACCAGCCUGUCAACUGAGGCCCGCUCGCUGGGACGGGGGAUGUGCACUUCUGGGCCUGCCUCGCCGGUCUGCCGAAUGG
Molecule: messenger RNA, 1304 nt
Organism: Enhydra lutris kenyoni (northern sea otter)
Lineage: Eukaryota; Metazoa; Chordata; Mammalia; Carnivora; Mustelidae
Gene: GLMP
Product: glycosylated lysosomal membrane protein
Cellular component (GO): lysosome
Source: RefSeq, a predicted model, not a curated record